Molecule: messenger RNA, 3077 nt
Organism: Oncorhynchus keta (chum salmon)
Lineage: Eukaryota; Metazoa; Chordata; Actinopteri; Salmoniformes; Salmonidae
Product: tapasin-like
Exons: 7
Coding region: 123-1355 (410 amino acids)
Source: RefSeq, a predicted model, not a curated record
CGGCUAGCCAAAGAUCUAGGUUCAAUCUAUCUAUGCACACUAUGGUGGUAGAAAUGAAAGUAAAACUUCUAAAACUAGUUUAACUUGUUUCAGUUGCAACGAGAGAGGAGAUAUUGUACAACAUGAAAAUCUUCACUGUUCUCCUUUGUUUAAUUCCAUAUGCAGGUGUGCUAGGAUUCCUACAGGUGCAGUGGCUGCGCUGUCGACUGACAGAUGAGUAUGUAUGGACAAAUGCUGAGGGACACAUUGAAAGUAAUAACAGCUACAGAGAUGCCGUGUUGCAGUUUGACAACUCGGGGAACAGCGCUUUGUUGUCUGACUCAAUCACAUUCCUUGUUGCAGCAUCUAAGGUGGAUAUGAGGAAGUUUGUGGAGGGUCCGGUGGAUCGACUGCAGUGUGACAUCCACAGGUACAGCAAAGGGAUGAGCCGUGUGCGCUGGCCAAGCCUGGGAGGAACAGGGCACGACAUUUGGUUCACCUGCACACUGCGGCACACCGCAGGCCUCUUCAACAUCACCUCCUUCCUCAGAGUCACCCCGGCCACGACCUUGUCGACCCACCAGCAAGACUUCUUCAGCUGGUUCACCAUCGGAGUUAAAGAAAAAAUAAGCGCCUCCGCUGUGAUGGUGCUUAUGACCCGCUCUCCUUCCGUGCGGGUGGGCCUGCAGAAAGAGACGACCCUGCAUUGUCAGUUUGCUGUGGACCACAAGGUCCCUCACCUUACAGUCGAGUGGCAUUUUCAGCGGCGCGGAGGGCGCCGGACCAAGCUGUUCAGCUACUCCAGCCGCUCAGAUCAGACAGAGGGCAGCGGGGUGGCAGUGAAGGGCAUUGCCGGGGGGGAUGCCUCCCUGACUGUGCCCAUCACCAAGGUGAGCAGUGAGGGGACGUACGUGUGUUCCGUCCGCGUACCCCCACUCAACGGGAGUGUGGACAUCACGCUGCACAUCAUAGAGCCUCCUGAUGUUUCUUUGACCGCAAAGGAGGAGCAGAUCCCCAGCGUAGUGUGUGAGGCUAAUGGCUUUUACCCCCUGGAUGUGGAGAUUGACCUUUUCAAGGAGACUAGCAGUGGUCAACGGCCUGAGAAGCUGGGGAACAUCUUGCGCUCUAGUCACCUCCAACAUCAUGACGAUACUCACUCUGUGGCAGCCUUCGUCCGGCUGCGGCCCUCCCCUCAGGACUCGGGGUGCGCAAUAUAUUCCUGUAGAGUGUCACACGUCUCCCUGCAAGGUCUGUACAUCCACAAGAGCAUUAUCGGCCCAGGCUGUUGGACUUGGAUUCAUCUGACCUUGCCUGGACUGGUAUGCCUGAUUUUUGUGAUAAUUUUCAUAGCAGUAACAAGACGGCGUUAUUUUUAACAAGACAGUACAAAGACGAUAAAAGAAAGACGAAACAAGAAAGUCUCCACCUCCUUGUCCCCCUUUUGCUGCUCAGUGGGUCAAAUGUUUCUGGUAAGCUUCCUGAGCGGCAUGAUGGCUGAGUGAUCCCAUGGUGUUUAUACUGUUGUACUAUUGUUUGUACAGAUGAAUAUGGUACCUUCAGGCAUUUGGAAAUUGCUCCGAAGGAUGAACCAGACGUGUGAAGGUCUGCAAAAAAAAUUCUGUGGUUUUAUUCUGAGGCUGUUUUCUUUUGAUUUUAUCAUAAUGUCAAGCAAAGAGUGUCGUGGUAAUUUCCUGUAUUACUAAGUGAAAGGAGAGUUUACAAACCACACACAAGUCAGAGUUAUACUUUAAACUUAAUCUUUUAAUAAUAUGAGCUUCACCAUAGCCCUUUGACUCUCAGAUCAAUUCAGUGUCUAUAAAUGAAUUCUGAGAAUGUCAACAUAAUGGCAACUGAGAUCUUUUAUAGCAAAGAUCCACCCCUCUCAACUCAUAAUGACGAACCACAGGUCUUAGGAAAACGGAAGACUUUUACUUGAGAGAGGAGUAUCCCAUAGCCAGUAUCAUGACGUUGGCCUCUUUGGGUACAGCAAGCCCAUCCCCCUCUCCCUGCCUCCCCCUUGCCUCCUAUAACUAGGCUGCUGUGGUCAGAGGUCCUAAAUUCCUGAGAAGACCUCAUGGACACACAGUUACAGAGAGUAGUUUUUCAUGGAGACAAAGGAAAUCCUUACACCUCACAGAAAUUGAGGUACGAACAAAUUUCAUGUUCCGGAGAAAGUGUAAAAGAUCGGUGAAGAAUCCAGCUACGAACUGGUCCGUUUGUCACAACUUGGGAAGCUCAUGGGAGAUGGUGUGGCCACAUUACCAUAACGCUGUUUAUAUAAUAGCCCCAGAUAUAAGGUUUACAUCGAAUUGUUGUAUAAGAUGAAUGAGUGAGUAUGAUACUGUUUACACAAUUUUAAAAUGUGAUUUUGGACUGUUUAAUGAAGGAAAACUCAAAGGGAAUUGGAUUUGAACUUAAUCAGAGGACCGCUCCUGAGCCUAGUUAGGUUCAGACAUCCUGGGACAGACCUUUUUUGCCAUUCCGAAUAAAACCCAACUUUGAGAAAUUAUCCCCAGACCGAGCUUACCUCAAUUAUGAGAUGGCUAAAGGUUGCAGACCAUUGCUGAAUAUUUUAACCAUACCACGUGGUUAAACUCUUAGACUAUCGAUACCGACAGAAUGAGAACAAGUCUUUGAUAUUAAUUACUAGUCUUCAGUUUGGAAUUCGGUAUCAUUGAACGCGAAGAACGACAACCGCCGAAACAUCCAUCUAUAACGAAUUUCGCUUUGAACUAUCCCCUCUAACCAAGACAGAGGGAGAGAGACGGACAAUUCUACAAAAUAAAUACUUUUCACCAGCGAUCAAGACGACACACUGAGCGUAAAUAUAUUGAUUCAUUGCAAUUGUUCCCGAAUGAGUGAGUGUUCAUGUGUAAAGGAUUAGCAUUUCGAUUGUUACAAUUAUUAACUCUGUAGUGACUUCUUAGUCGAACCCCACUUCUCCUUUGUCUAACAAGCCGCCAUGCCGGUUCAGCCUACUAGGGCACAUUUUCCUAUCAUUUCAUGUAACCACAUUUACCAUGUUUGUUUGUUUAUGCAUUUCUGUGAAUUACUUAGUUAGUAAUAAAUAAAUUAUUUAAGACAAUUGAUGUAUGGAU